CUCGUAUUAAUGUUUAUCCAAAAAAUAAUAUUUUCAUGUAUACAGAAUUGAUAAAUGAGAUAAAGUAAAAAAUAUAUUUGACGUGACGAGAGAGUUAUACGUUCGUCGUGUAUUACUGCGCAAAAUUCAAGAUGGCCGAAUCUGUUUCUACGGGCACAUUCAACAUGGAGUCCUUUUACGCACGUGGUGACCAUACCUUCAAAGUUCCCAUGUCCCUUUUUCGAGAAAACCGUGAAAGACUUAUAGCUCGUUUGAAAAGAAAUACUGAUGUUUCAGCUGCUAAAACUUUUGUUGUUCUUCAAGGUGGGAUUGAAAUCCCUUUUAACGAUACGGAUACCAACUGGCCCUUUAAGCAGGAAUCUUUCUUCCAGUGGUCUUUUGGUGUCGAAGAACCAGGAUGUUACGGAGCUCUUGAUCUAUCAUUAGAAAAAUCAAUUUUAUUUGUACCAAGAUUACCUGCAGAAUAUGCUAUCUGGGAAGGAAAAUUACAUACACUGGAAGAUUUUAAAAAACGUUAUGGCGUCGAUGAGACUUAUUAUACGGAUGAAAUAAAGAAGACAUUGAAAGACAAAGGUGCAUCUCUUUUGUUAACUUUGCAUGGUAAAAAUAGCGACAGCGGAUUGUACUCUCAAGAAGCUAUUUUCGAUGGAGUAGGAGAAUUUAAAAUUAACAAUACCACGUUAUAUCCGGAAAUAUGCGAAUGUCGAGUAAUCAAAACUGCCAAGGAAAUCGACGUAUUGAGAUACGUGGUGAAAAUAAGCUCGGAAGCCCAUAAAACUGUAAUGCGUAUGGUGAGACCAGGCUUGGGAGAGUUUCAAGCAGAAGCAGCCUUUUUGAAUUACAUUUAUUCCAUUGGAGGUUGUAGACACGUUUCUUAUACUUGCAUUUGUGGUUCGGGACACAACGCAUCCAUCUUGCAUUAUGGACACGCUGGUGCACCUAACAGUAAAAUUCUAGAGGAUGGGGAUAUGUGUUUAUUCGAUAUGGGUGGAAAUUAUUGUGGAUACGCUGCAGACAUAACGUGCAGUUUUCCAGCCAAUGGAAAAUUCACCAACGAUCAAAAGUUCAUUUACAAUGCGGUGUUGAAAGCAAGAGAUGCAGUUAUGAAUGCUGCAAAACCUGGUGUAUCUUGGACAGAUAUGCAUCUUUUAGCUAACGAGACGAUGUUAUCUUCAUUGAAAGAAGGUGGAUUGUUGAUCGGCAAUGUUAAAGAGAUGAUGGAAUCCGGAUUGAACGAAAUCUUUCAACCUCACGGUCUUGGACAUCUUAUGGGUUUGGAUGUACACGACGUUGGUGGUUAUCUUCCAGGAUAUCCAGAACGUUCAACAUUAGCAGGCAUAAGAAAAUUAAGAACAGCUCGUACUUUACUUGCUGGCAUGGUAUUAACGAUAGAACCUGGUUGUUAUUUCAUCGAUUGUUUGCUCGAUGAUGCAUUAGCCAAUCCGAAUCAAUCACGGUUUAUCGUAAGAGAACAAUUGGAAAGAUUUCGUGGUUGGGGUGGUAUUAGAAUCGAGGAUGAUGUUCUAAUUACAGAGACUGGAGUUGAAAAUUUAACGAAAGUUCCUAGAACAGUCGAGGAGAUAGAAAAUUGGAUGGCGGCAGGAAGAAGUGAAUUGAAGUUACCGCAAGAUCAAUAAAUUCUAAGAGACUAUUUUUCCUUUACUACUUUGAUACAAUCAAUUUGAUUGAAUAAUACUAUUUACAUAAAUAUAGAUAUUUUAUAUACAAUACGUGGAGGAGGUUUGAACACCAUUUCCAAAUAAAGUAGACAUUCGUUAGAAAAUUGACCAAAAAGGGUUCUGGAUAAUUUAACACUUUACUGAUUGGCCGCUCAACCGCAGAUACUCUCUAACGACCGCUGUUUUUCAGCUUACACUAACGUACAGGAGUAUCUGUGCGUUUCGUAUGCUCAGAGAUAAUUGUCCGCUUUCUGUUAUUACAGGAUAUAUUAGGAUAUACAGGAUAUUAUAGGAUAGGAUAAUUAGAUUUAAUAAAAUGUUGUUAACAACAAUGCAAUUAAAACGAUUGUUCGGUAAGCGUGGGCGAUAAAAAAAAGCCGAUUAAUAGGCUAUCGGUCAGUAAAGUGUUAAGUCGCCCGGCAAGUGAAAGAUUCGGUGUAUCUUAAUCCAAUUCAACGUUUCAAACUUUUUCACGAAUCUUACAUAUAUAUAUAUAUAACAAAAUACACAUAUCAAAAAGAAAAGAAAAUAAUAAUCCAUCAAGA
Polistes canadensis is the source of this 2224-nucleotide messenger RNA. It is a transcript of the gene Dip-C, whose product is annotated as xaa-Pro dipeptidase. The record is from RefSeq and is a predicted model, not a curated record. The coding region runs from base 132 to 1637 and encodes 501 amino acids. Gene Ontology annotation, molecular function: manganese ion binding; metalloaminopeptidase activity. The transcript has 9 exons. Lineage: Eukaryota; Metazoa; Arthropoda; Insecta; Hymenoptera; Vespidae.